This is a messenger RNA of Tupaia belangeri chinensis (Chinese tree shrew), 2208 nucleotides long. It is a transcript of the gene TMEM254, whose product is annotated as transmembrane protein 254. Lineage: Eukaryota; Metazoa; Chordata; Mammalia; Scandentia; Tupaiidae. The transcript is spliced from 4 exons. The record is from RefSeq and is a predicted model, not a curated record. Bases 378 to 752 code for a protein of 124 amino acids.
AAAAAAAAACAACAACAACAAAAAAACAAAACUCUCAAAAACAAAGAAGCGCUGAUACAUCUUCAUGGCGCAUAGUACAACACAGUUCAAAAGUCAGACUCCGGGUUACUGGAGCGGUAAAACUCCAGGCAUUCCAGUAUCUUAAUCGUGUAUCAAGUAAACUGACACUCAAGAGAAGGCGUCUCCCCUACAAUAUGAUGACCAGCCCAUCAGGCCAGAACCCAGGUGGCAGGGUUCUAAGACCCUUCUACCAGGGCGGAGCAAGAUCGAGACUCGUUCUCCGAGUCCCCCCGCCCAGGGGACAGCUGGCUCUGACCGACUAGCUUUCACCGAGGCCCCGCCCCGCUUCCACUCCGGCGUAGAGGACUGCUGCAGCGAUGGCGGCCGCUGCAGGCGACGCGGCCUACUUCCGGACGGGUAGUCUGCUCUGGUUCACGGUCAUCACUCUCUCCUUCGGAUAUUACACAUGGGUUGUCUUCUGGCCUCAGAGUAUACCUUAUCAGAGCCUUGGGUUCCUGGGCUCCUUCACUCAGUAUUUGGUGGACCACCAUUCUGCCCUCCUGCGCAAUGGGUUUUGGCUUGCCUGGUUGAUUCAUUUGGGAGAGUCAUUAUAUGCCAUGGUAUUGUGCAAGUAUAAAGGCAUCACAAAUGGUCGGGCUCAGCUACUCUGGUUCCUACAGACUUUCCUCUUUGGGAUAGCAUCUCUCUCCAUCUUGAUCGCUUAUAGACCGAAGCGCCGGAAACAAACCUAAAGAGAUCCAAAAGCUUUCUUUACACUUUUACAUUCAACCUCAUUUUUUUUGGGAUGGUGCCGGGUUUACUUUGAUCUUACUACUUUCCAGAAAGUGUUUAGAAACACUCCAAAGCUACUUAAGACCCUCUAGUUAUUCUCUUUCCCCCUCCCCUUAAAUUCUGGUUGAGCUUAAAUAGACUAGUUGCUACUUAAGAGAGAAGAAGACUUAUUCAGUAUCAUUCCAAUGUUCAUGUAAAAACUGCAGAACCCUGCCGGUGUGCCUUCAUCUUGCCAGUUCUGCAGACUAACCAAUCUGGCAGGGGCCUUUCAGCUACCUUCUUGAGGUCCUUUGCUGUGCUGCUGCUCUCCUGUCAUCUGGGCUAAGCCAUAGACUCCAUUUUUUGCUCCCACCUUCUGGUGAAAACGCCUUAUCCUCACCACCACCCACCUCACCUCUCCUUUCCCCAGUUUUCCACCUUUCUGGACCAAGGUAAAGUGAUACUGCCACAGUACAUCACUUCCACACAUGUUUAUUAAGUGCCAGUGAGGCAAGAUCAUAUCCUUUCUCACUUCCAUUUCUCAAACUACAGAAGACGAGGAAGACAAGAAAGCGCUGAGAAUGGGGCAGGCUGAGACUCAAGGGGAGAAGAUGGAGGAAUGCCUUCCCUGUGCUGCCCGCCAGUGCAGUCUGUCUCCACAGGAGCCCCGGGACACAGUGCUCUCUCUAGUGUGCAGGGGUCUGAUGGCCACCACUUGAUUGUUUCUUCAGCUCAGGGCCAUGUCUUAAACAUCUUUACUUUCCCCCAGCACCUGUUCCCACUGUCUUGCACACAGGCGUUCUAUAGUGCAUAGUGAACAAGAGAGGGAAAUUCGUUUUACUUUCCACUUGUUCACUAUGAUUCCAAUUUUUAUGUGAAAACUACAGAACCCACCCAGUAUACCUUCAUCUCAAAAGAAAAGCACAAGAUCACCUUGGACCGAUAGUACCACUUUUGUGUGGGUCCCCUGGUGGGAAGCCUACAUCUUUUUUCACAUUUUUCUAUUGUCACUUUGUCCAGACUCUAGGUCUCCCUCUCGCCCUGGCUUACUCAGACACAUGGACGUUGCCAUUCAAGAGAUUUUAGCCCAUGGAUUAACCAACCAGUUAUUACCUCUCCCAUUCAGCUGGUUGUACCUUAUUAAGUACUGAUAGGUUGGGAUGGAGAGGUUCCUCUGUUUCUUUGCCCUGGCAGAAUGGCUUUGUCACCCCCCCUAGAAGCCAUUAAGGCUCUUUCCUAAAGGACCACGUGCUUGUUCUCUGAGGACUAGUCCUCAUUUCCAUUCUCUGAUGCAAGGGGGCAGGUUAUGUGCAUAAGACAAACACUUGUGAGAAACACACCCCUUGCCCAAGUGAAAGCAUAACCUGGAAAGAUUGUGGACUAUGAGAUGUUCCUAAUGGAGAUAAAUGUCCAUAAACAGAUCUAUCUUAUUUCAUU